Bactrocera dorsalis (oriental fruit fly) is the source of this 7134-nucleotide messenger RNA. It is a transcript of the gene Sec24AB, whose product is annotated as protein transport protein Sec24A. Bases 837 to 4598 code for a protein of 1253 amino acids. Lineage: Eukaryota; Metazoa; Arthropoda; Insecta; Diptera; Tephritidae. Gene Ontology annotation, molecular function: zinc ion binding; SNARE binding. The record is from RefSeq and is a predicted model, not a curated record. Gene Ontology annotation, biological process: endoplasmic reticulum to Golgi vesicle-mediated transport; intracellular protein transport; COPII-coated vesicle cargo loading. The transcript has 15 exons. Gene Ontology annotation, cellular component: endoplasmic reticulum exit site; COPII vesicle coat.
UUAGAUAUACUAUUAACAUUAGUGAAAAGUGCACGUUUUCUUAGUUCCGGAGAUAAUUUCAGAUGUGCUGUGAAAAUUCAAUUGAAGAGUGCACGUAAUAAUACAGAUGUAGUCAAUAAUUACAUAUCGCAAUUUAAUACAACGCCCAAAUGUACUCAUGAUGAUUGGACAUAGCGAACAUUGACCCAAGUAACAAAGUUUAAAUUGACAUAUCACAUCGUCCUUAUUAAAAAUCAUAUAAAAAUUUCGGUAUAUAAGCGCUUUCACAUAGAAAAAAUGUUUCUUAUUGGAAUGAAAAUCUAACACAUUGUCGUUGCUCUCGUCCCUUCGAUUUGGUGUGAACGUCUCAUCUACUCAGCUGGUUGCUGUCGUCGUCAGUAGUGGGCCAUUUAAUACGUACACGCAAAGAAAGGCGAAAACUUGUCUAAAUUCAUAGCUUUCUUUUGACUAGGCUUCCUGCUUUUCGCGUUAGUGAUUUUGCAUUUUUGCUUCUGCAUAUUCGCCAUUCGUCGCCACAGUGGGGUUAGUAAAUCAACAAUGGAGAUGUGCAAGUUAACAGCAAACGUGCGCUAGAUAGGAUAGUAAAGUACACGCGGAAAGCAGCUGUCAAAACGUGCAAUACGUCAUUUGACCAAUCGUUGCAACAGCUUCUCUGGAAAUAUAGAUAAGAGAUUUUCCGAAAUACGUCACAACUAUGCUGUCGUCACUUCAGUAAACUACUCUCAACCGGUUGUGUACACAUACCUUUACGACAAAUUGGCACACGCAAUGUUUCUGCUUCUCAUAAUGUCUUAACUGAUUGCGUGUUUUCAUUUCUAUGAAUUAAGCAAAGCUACAUGAAAAUGUCUGGCUAUGCGAAUACUAAUUACGGUCCUCCGCCCAUGGGGCAAACAAAUUUGGUGAAUGGCUUACCAGCCACACAACAGCAACAGCAAACAGCCCAAGGAGUUGCCGGCGCACCACCACCGCCAUUCUCCGCAAAUCCUCAACAACAAAUUCAGCAGCAGCAACAACAAAUACUACAACAGAAACAACCACAACAACAACAAAUAUUGUCGCAGCCGGUACCAACAUUGCAAAGUAAUAUGAGUAAAUUUUUGCCACCAACGUCAAAUUCUGCGUCGUCAGCAGCACUUAAUGGACCAACGAGACCACCAUCAACAACAGCGCAAGCACCAGCUAGUAAUUUGCCGCCACAUAUGCGACCGCCUGGCAUGAACGGCCCACCCGGAGCUAUGCCCUUGACCAAUGGUGGAGGUGGUAGCGGUGAUUUGAGCACGAACUCUUCGCGCACAGCAUCACCUUCAUUGGCGCAGCAAGCACAGUUUGGCGGCUAUAACACGAAACCGCCACUCAGUCAUGCGCCUAGUGGUAAUGUGACUGCAAGUAAUCCGCAAUACUCGUCAGCAAGCGCUGCAGCUUUGUCGGGCAGCAUGCAAAACUUAAGUAUUAAUCGCACCAAUGGCGCAGCGCCGGCGAACAUGCCACCUCCAACGAAUAUGCAGCAACAGCGGCAACCGUCGAUAACGCCAAACCAGACGCAGCAGCAGCAAACGCCGUUCCCAAGCAAUUACCAGGCCAAUUUCCGUACGAAUGCCAUGAAUGCACCCACACCUUUGUCAACGCAGCCGCCAGUUUCGCAAGCUAACGUUCCGCCACCGCACUCGACUGCCGCUUAUGCCGGCGGCAAACCCUUGCAGCCGCCAACACCAUACACGAAUACAUCGUUCAGCCAAACAGCACCAACGCAAACUUUGAACGCUACAGCGGGUGCACAGCCACCAACGUCGCAACCACCAGCCAGCAGUGCGGCUAUGUUCGGAACAUCGCGUUCGCAACCUAUUUUGGCAAAUGCGCCACCAAGUGCGCAUCCACAGCCGCCACAAGCAGCGACUCUUGCGAAUGCCAAUUACGCACCAAGCACAGCAGUUGGUGCCAUGCAGUCACCACUACCGCCCACAAGUGCUGCCGCAACAGCGCUGCAACAAAAUCAGUUGAAUAAUAAUACCCAACAACAAACGUCGACUUUACGAAAACCGAUGUAUCCUUCUGGACCGCCACCAACGCUAGCGACUACACCGCAACAGCAGCCACAACAGCCCUAUGCGCCAGUAUAUCAGCCACAGCCGGGUCUAUUCAAUGGACAGCCUAACACCGCACCAUUACAAUAUCAAUCACAGCCUUACAUGCAGCAACCGCCGCCAGUGCAGCAGCAGCAAUUCCCUCAGCCCCAACAACAGCACCAUCAGCAGCAACAACAACAACAAAACUUUCCUAUACCAAGCGGUGGCGCAUAUAAUCAGCAAAUGAGUGUCACACAGGCGGGUUUCAGUCGGCUAUGGGGUCAAGAUACAAUUGAUUUAAUGCAAAAUCGCCACAUUUUGUCGCCUGCCACUGUAACACCUCCCCGCAUUGUACUCAACAAUCAAUUCCACGAAUCGAUUAAUUGCAAUCCAAACAUAAUGCGUAGUACUAUUGCCAAAAUACCAGAAAGCAAUGCCUUGCUACAAAAGUCUCGUUUGCCAUUGGGCAUUUUGAUACAUCCAUUCCGUGAUAUUAAUAGUUUACCAGUAAUUCAGUGUCCCAACAUUGUGCGCUGUCGUUUGUGUCGCACGUACAUCAAUCCCUUUGUAUAUUUCGUCGACAGUAAAAUGUGGAAGUGCAAUCUUUGCUAUCGGGUCAAUGAAUUGCCCGAAGAUUUUCAAUAUGAUCCAGCAACGAAAACAUAUGGUGAUGUAAUGCGUCGUCCGGAAGUGCGUUCAAGCACUAUUGAAUUUAUUGCGCCUUCUGAGUAUAUGUUACGCCCACCGCAACCCGCCAUCUAUUUGUUCCUGUUCGAUGUUUCCAUUAUUGCCCAACAAAGCGGUUAUCUGGAGAAUAUUUGCGCCACACUGAGUAAACACUUAGACGAUAUGCCGGGUGAUGCACGCACACAAAUCGGCUUUAUUGCAUACAACAGUCACGUGCAUUUCUACAGCAUGGCUGAGGGCUAUAAUCAGCCACACGAACUCACGUUGCUCGAUAUAGAUGAUCCGUUUCUGCCGCGACCUGACAAUCUAUUGGUCAAUUUGAAGGAGUGCAAGGAAUUAGUAAAAGAUUUACUAACACAACUGCCUAAGCGUUUUGCCGACACACACGAUCCGGGUUCAGCACUCGGCUCUGCUUUGCAGGUUGCUUAUAAGCUGAUGCAAGCAUCGGGCGGUCGCGUAACUGUUUUCCAAACGUGCCUUCCUAAUAAAGGACCCGGUUCGCUGGAACCGCGUGAAGAUCCCAAUAAUCGAUCCGCCAAGGAUGUGGCUCAUCUAAAUCCAGCAACAGAUUUCUAUAAGCGCUUUGCCUUGGAAUGUUCGGGCUACCAAAUUGCAGUGGAUUUGUUUUUACUGAAUCAACAGUAUAGUGAUAUGGCAACGAUAUCGGGCAUCAGCAAAUAUAGUGGCGGCUGCGUGCAUCACUUCCCGCUCUAUCAGAAAACGAAGCCGCAAAUUGUGGACUCAGUGAGGCAAUGCUUCAAACGCUAUUUGGUGCGUAAGAUCGGCUUUGAGGCUGUGAUGCGCAUACGCUGUACGCGCGGCCUACAGGUGCACACAUUCCAUGGCAAUUUCUUCGUACGUUCAACCGACUUACUUUCAUUGCCGAACGUCAAUCCAGAUGCCGGCUAUGGCAUGCAGAUUUCGUACGAGGAGUCGUUGAGUGAAGCGAAAACGGUCUGCUUCCAAGCAGCGCUGCUGUACACGAACAGUGAGGGUGAACGUCGCAUACGUGUCCAUACAAUGUGCCUACCCGUAACCGGCUCACUGCCCGAAGUUAUGCAUGCCGCCGAUACGGAAGCCAUAAUUGGUUUGCUUUCGAAAAUGGCAGUUGAUCGGUCGCUGACGUCGAAUGUUGCCGAUGCGCGCGAGGCAUUCAUCAACGCAACUGUAGAUAUAUUUAAUGCAUUUAAAAUUGCACAAAAUCUACCCUCUGGCCAGAGUGGUCAAUUGAUUGCGCCGCGCAGUUUGGCACUGAUGCCAUUAUAUAUAUCGGCGUUACUCAAGCACCCGGCUUUCCGCGUCGGCACCAGCACCCGUCUAGAUGAUCGCGUAUAUGCGAUGGAUUGCAUGAAGACUUUGCCAUUGGAUCAGUUGAUGAAAUUCAUUUAUCCAGAAUUUUAUUUAAUCGACGCAUUGUUCUAUCCGAAUGCAAAUGCUUUAGAAGAUGAGGAGGAGGAAGAUUUACCAGACUUGCCGCGUUUGCAGCUAUCGGCUGAAUUCUUGGAUUCGCGUUCAAUAUUUUUGUUGGAUUGCGGUAAUCUAAUUAUCAUCUAUGUUGGCCUUAACGUGCCCGUCAAUGUGCUGGAAGGUGUAUUUGGUGUUAAAGCUACCGCAGAAUUGCCCGACUAUUUGUAUGGCUUGCCGAAUGUGACUAGUCCGGCCAACGACAUAUUAAAGCGAUUUAUAUUGCGUCUGAAUGAUGACAAACCGUAUCCGCCAAUGGUACAGGUUAUAAGGGAUACAAGUACGGCCAAGCCACAGUUUAUUGAGAAAUUAGUCGAUGAUCGUAGUGAAUCUAGUUUAUCGUAUUAUGAAUUUUUGCAACAUAUACGGACUCAGGUUAAAUAGUAUAUUAUAAGUGGAAAUUAAACGGAUUAAUUGAUUACCAUAUACAUACAUGCAUACAUAGAUACAAUAAUUUAAAGAAAUUAGCCACAAAUGAUGAAAAGAAGAUAACAAAUACAAAAAGCGAUUUCUUAUCUUACAUGUAAAAGCGUAAAAGCGUAUGAAUGUAAUCAAUUACUUAUAAAUAUAAAUAUAUUAUACAUAUAAACAAACAAUAAAUUCGCUAAACAAUUAACUACUUACUACCUAUUAUGUGGUUGAUUGAUAUACGAAUAAGGAAUUUACAGUUAUAAGUACGCAUAUAAUCCACAAGCAAAUACGAAAAUGAAUAAUUAAAAUUAACUUUAGAUUAUAAACGAAAAAAGAGUAAACUAACAAUAUACCUAUAUAUAUAUAUAUAUAUAUAUAAUACGUCUUUAACAACUUAGAAAGCAAGAAAUCGUACUAAAAAUGUGUAGUCUAUAAGCACGGAGAAGCGAAGAGUAAACGACGCCUUUGCAUAGCGUAAACAGCAAACAACAACAAUUGAAAUAAUAAAUAUAUUAGUUACAAACUCAAAACAACGCAGCGGAGUAGAACGCCUCGUGACUACAACGGGGUUUUUAAUAUACAUACAUACAUACAAAUAUACAGAAAUGCGAUUUCAAAAAGCGUGUUCAAAACACCGGCUUAUCGUCAGAGCAAAUUAGCUGAAAACGUGAGCGAUAUUAAACUUUGUUUGCUGCGUGCCUAAGUAGCGAAGAGAUUAAUAAUAAACAGCUGUGGUACUAUGCGAAUACAUACAUAUUUGUAACACCUUAUUUCCCGUUGUAUUGUUCAAAGUUAAAUCUAGAUAAUCUUUCUGACGAAGUUGUGUAGUGCGAGAGCGAGCGGCAGGUGGCAUAAGUCUCAUUCAUAUUGAUGAGCAGUAACGCAGCAUGUGGGGCGCAUUUGACUGAUGAUGGCAAUAUUAUAGAAACAAACGAAUGCAUAAUUAAGUAGACGAGAUAACGAUGUUAAAAUAUUGAGUAAAAAGUAAAAAGUGUGAAACAUUCUAGCCGGCUGCAUUCUAGCUAGCUGCAGUACGCGUAUUUAUAAUAGCAAUGCAAUUGUGUUAUUGUCUGUACAUAGGGAAUUAAUAAAUAAUAAAUAAUAACAAAUUAAAAACAUUUUAAUACCUAAGUAAGUUUCCAAUUCCACAUGCAUACUUCUUUUAUUUAAUUUAAUUUUUUUUUUUUUUGUAAUUUAAAAUUUUAAAACUUUCAUGCUUCGUAUUUGAUAUGAAAGCGUGUGUUUUAAUUUUUAUUUUCUUUGUUGUCACUUUUUUUUAAUAAUUUAAGUAAAUGCUUUGGUUUUAUGAAAGGUGUGGUGACUACAACGAAAGCUUCAAUGUUUUAAUUUAUUAAAAAAAAAUUAUUUGAAAUAAAUAUUAAAUGUGUUUAAUAAUCGAAAAAAUAAAUUAUAAUAUGAAGAGUAUAUAUUACGUUUGUGGUUCGAUUUGAAAUUUAUUUAGAGCGCAUACUUAUUUUUUCUUUAUAUCAAAUUUUUUUGUUUACUAAGAAUUGUAAAAAGCGAGCAAUUUACGAAAAUUGCGUUAAAUAAUGAAAUAUACGUCAUGUGGCAUGGAAAUGUGGUAGCUGAUAUAAAAAAUUUGUUUAAGCAUGAAAAUUAUAAAUUAAUAGUUAUUAUUUAGUAUGUUUGCUUAGUUGCUUAUUGAAAUUGGUUAGCAUAUAUACAAUGUAUAUACAUACAUAUCGUCACCUAAAAUGCAAAACAAUGUAUCUUCAAAAAAAUCGAAAUUCAGUUUUUUAUUGCUUACUAUUUAUUACAUCAUAUUACAUAUGUAUGUGUAACAUUAAAUUUUCAGCUUCGGUUGUCAGAUAUAACCAUUUUAUAACCAAAACUCAAAUUUUGUUUCAAUAUUAGUAAUUUAGGUGAUGAUAUGUACAUUAGGGUUAUUUACAAAGUUGAUUUUUUUUUACAAACGGCCACUGCAGUUUCUGUUUGUGCCCUAAAGAAUUGUUCCAAUGUAAGCAAGCUAUUAUUUUAAAAUGUAAACAAUACUUAAUUCAUAUUUCUUUUCGCAUAUAUAAAAAAAAGGAUUUUUUUACGUUUUGCAUUAAACAAGUGAUAUGAUAUUCCAUUAAAAAAUUCGUUCUAUAAAAAAGUUAUCAUUUUUUUUUCAUAUAACACUCUUAAAAGUCGUACAGUUAAAAUUGUAUAUGAAGUGUUUUGAGAAUUCAUACAAGUGAUUUGCACAUUUUGUGUUGCUCAUACGACAUGGUGUACUAUAUGAAUUGAUAAUAUUUGAUACAUAACUUUAACUGUGUAUAGCUUUUAAAGACAUAUUUUUAGGUAAAAAAUUAUUAAGACCCUUUUUAUGCAGUGGAAAUAUUGAGUAUAAUUCUUUUAUAUUUAUUAGUUGAAAAUAUAUUGAAAAACAAAAAAUUCCAUGUAAAAUGUAUGGAAAAAGUAAAGUUAUUUAGGCACGUUUUAAAUUGAAAAUAAAUAACUGUUAGCAAUGGUUAAUUUUUUAAGACAAAAACUGAAACUUAAGGAG